AUGCGAAUUUUGACAGCUAUCAGUAUAGUCUAUAGACUCUCAUCCGUCGCCGUUGCAAGCAAUUAUGGCAUGUCGAUCGGUGAUCUCAUGGGGAAGGACAACACCUUUGCAGAUGAGACGGUCUCCAUUCAGACAUCCUACUAUGAGGAACCCGCAGCGGCGCACCCGAACGGUGUAAACACUAACAAUAAAAAGCUUGGAAUCGUGCCCAGUAAUUCCAAACCCAUGAGUGGUCUUUCACAAAGGGAAUUCAAGUCAUUCUACAAUAACAGUGGAUAUGGAUAUGACCUCAGGCUCCCUGCAUGGCUGUGCGCGGACAUUUUGCUUGGAGACUGGACGGCUCCCAGCGGCGAAGAAAUCACCAAUGGAUCCCUUGGUGAUCUUGCUCAACAACUUCGACUUCCACCAAAUAGAUUGGCUGAGUAUACGGUGUAUAGAGCCGAUAUUUUCCAACGCUCGAUCAGCGACAAAUUAAACAACAUUCUCUGCAAGCCUACACCAAAUGGUGGACGAGUGCUCACGUACGAUGGUUGGCACAGUCAAGACUUGGAAGGGUUCUGGGUCGCGUAUAUCCUAGCUGGAGUGAGUACCGCUGUUGUUGGGUGGACUGGUUUGCACGUUGGUGUUGCGCACCCGGGGUCAGCAGCAAAUAUCACAGUAGACCAGCAAGUCUACAUCUUGACAGCAACUGCGGUAGCUGAAUACAUUGCUGUCACAACAAUCUUCCGACUGCAGACAAACGGCUAUAUCUCUUACGUACAGGCUUUCGUGCUGAAUGCUAUAUGGAGCAUUUUCGAAGUUGCUGGUGAAGUACUGACGGCGGCUUGGGACAACGUUUGUGCUGAUUUUGAGACCUUUCGAGAUGGCGUCGCCACGCUGGCAAACCAGGCUCUCAACAGAUUAUUUGUUUUCAACCCGAGGAGGCUCAGUCGAGGUGGUGGCUCUGCAUUAGAUCUUGUGGGGCAAGUGCAGGACGUCGAGACAGGCCACGGUCUUCCUGGCAUCGGUGAAGGUUGCGUUGCAGGUUAG
Messenger RNA from Bacidia gigantensis, 1029 nucleotides. RefSeq lists its product as uncharacterized. The transcript has 2 exons. Lineage: Eukaryota; Fungi; Ascomycota; Lecanoromycetes; Lecanorales; Ramalinaceae. The record is from RefSeq and is a predicted model, not a curated record. Bases 1 to 1029 code for a protein of 342 amino acids.